Molecule: messenger RNA, 1563 nt
Organism: Mixia osmundae IAM 14324
Lineage: Eukaryota; Fungi; Basidiomycota; Mixiomycetes; Mixiales; Mixiaceae
Exons: 2
Coding region: 1-1563 (520 amino acids)
Biological process (GO): transmembrane transport; carbohydrate transport
Cellular component (GO): membrane
Molecular function (GO): carbohydrate:proton symporter activity
Source: RefSeq, a predicted model, not a curated record
AUGAUUGGCAAAAGAGUUUGGGCGCUCGCUACCUUUGUGUCUAUCGGCGGCAUGACUUUUGGGCUCGAUACGGGCUGUAUCGGUGCAAUCACGCUCAUGCCGGACUUCAUCGACCACUUCGGGACACUCUCGCCGUUCUUGCAAGGCUUCGUCGUCGCGUCAAUCCUCCUACCAGCAAGCUUGUUCGCCGGGCUCUCCGGACCUAUCUCUGACCGUAUCUCACGCAAGAAAACCAUCAGCUUGGGUGCAGGUGUAUUUGCACUCGGAAAUGCCAUGCAAUGCGCCGGACCCAACCUAGCCGCUUUCAUCGCCGGGAGGAUCCUGGCAGGCGCAGGUGAAGGGCUCUUCCUGAGCUCGUUGACCGUAUACGCACUCGAAAUCAGCCCGACCUCGAUCAGAGGUCGAGUGGCAGCUAUUGUCCAGCUUCAGAUCGUCGUCGGCGUCUUAGUCGGCUAUCUGACAGCCUUUGGAUCGAUUCGCUUCACGGGCAAGAUAGCCUCGCUCUCUUGGCGGCUGCCCUUUGCGCUUCAGAUUUUAUUAUCGCUAGCGCUCUGUAUAGGCUCACCCUUUAUUCCCUAUUCACCUCGUUGGCUAAACGACAAAGGACGCAAGGAAGAGGCUUCGGCCGUACUGGAUUGGCUGCACUAUGACCUACCCUCAGCGGAGGCAGAAAAGGCAGAGAUAAUGGCCGCCAGUGCCUCUGCAAGUCACAAAGGUAGCGCGAGCCUCAGGGAACUCUUUGUGCCCGGCGCUCGGGGGCCACUCGCACUCGGGGUCGGCCUCAUGGCUGCGCAACAGCUUUCAGGCAUCGAUGCUGUGCUCUACUUCAGCCCCUUGCUCUUCAGGAAUGCAGGACUCACCGGGCCGACUGCAUCUGUGCUGGCGGGUGGGGCCACUGCUGCCGUCAAUCUCGUCAUGUCCAUCAUCGCACAGGCGUUUAUGGACCGCAUUGGCCGUCGGACGCUCAUUCUCGCCGGAGGAUCUCUGAUAACGCUAGAGAUGGCCCUCAUAGGCGCUCUCUAUUCCAGUCGAACGGACAGCAAAGCGGCGCUCUGGACUAUCGUCGCCCUCAUCAUAUGCUUCACUGCGACAUUCGCAUCGACAUGGGCAGUCUCCAUCAAGAUCUACUCGAGCGAGAUCCAGCCAGCUCGCACACGGGCAGCAGCCACCUCGAUGGCACAGGCUGCCAAUCAGCUCGUCAAUUUUGGCGUGGCACUCAUCACGCCACAGUUUCUUGCAGCUUCACGCUCGGGACCUUAUUGGUUCUUCGCCGCUUGCACGUUGCUAGCGACUGUCAUCGCAUGGGCAGUGAUGCCAGAAUUGCGCGGCUUAUCGCUUGAGUCGGCAUCUAAAGCUUUUGAGGACCGUUUGGUCGUCUUUAGAAAGAAACGAGAAAGGAUCAUCUCAUAUUUAACAAGACAACCUAUUACGGCCUCUUGCAGUCCUCGGCCGUCGAUCGAGCUUGCGGCUCUCAAUCAGAGUAGCGCAAACAUGAGCCAGAGUCCCAGCACGAUCAAAAGUACUGGCGUCGCAAGCUCGGCUACGUCAAUUGUUGAAGCCUGA